This is a messenger RNA of Cydia pomonella (codling moth), 5479 nucleotides long. Its product is annotated as retinol dehydrogenase 11-like. The coding region runs from base 2655 to 3572 and encodes 305 amino acids. The transcript has a single exon. Lineage: Eukaryota; Metazoa; Arthropoda; Insecta; Lepidoptera; Tortricidae. The record is from RefSeq and is a predicted model, not a curated record.
UGCCCGUCCCAUCGUACCUUAUUCUAUUAUUCUUACAUGUCUACUUAUGGGAAAAAAUAUAUUUCUGAAGUGAGAUAAUUUAACAAUGGAAAAAGAACAAGAGAGAUAUAUCAUCUAGACACGCGGUAGCGUUUCCAGCCAAGUGCAAAGAAAAAGGAACUGGCACGUAGCAACCGUGUAUAAUAUUACACGAACCAUUUCGAGCUAUUUUUGACCCCUUCACAACCUAUUUAACUUACACACAUGAAAUUUGGCAAAUUCAUUCAAGUACCUUAGCUUGUCUAAAAUAAAAAAAUCGUAAUUGUAGCUAAAACAGAUAUUGAUAAAUUAUCGUUUAAAAACCGGCAUUUUUGUGGCUGACUGACAUAUAGAUCUAAAACCUAACCCACUUCUAGAUGACCUAGAAACUGGAUAUUUGGCACGAACGUAUACAAAAGAAAAAAUUUGGAAACUGAUUUUUUUUGACAAUUGACCUCCUGUUAGCGAGAGUCUCCUCUUCAGCUUGGGCAAAACUACUUUAAUGAUUAAUACAGCAAUUUAUGUACAAGAAGUAAUGAUAUCCCACAAAAACAUAAAUGUGAAAUGAGAGCCAAAUUCUGUGCUGUGUAAAAAAUCCUGAAAUUAUAAAGGACUAGCUUUAGCCCGCGGCUUCGCCCGCGUAAAGUAAAAAAAAGGUUCUCAGUUUGACCCAUAUGUUUGUAUGAACGCAUGCAGGUAUGUAUGUUUGUCCGCGAUUAUUAUGUUUAGAAUCAUGUUCUGAAAAAUGCAUGAAGUAUUCCACAACUUUAUACUUGUUAAAGUACUUUCUUAUGAACAAUAUUUUUAGCCAUGUUUGAAAGUGGGAGCAAUAGAACCUAACUUUGAGGUGAACUUACACGGGAGCCCGCCACAUAGAACUGACUGUGGGAGAAACAGUCCUGUCGUAGUAUCUAUUAGGAUAACGCGGGUCUCGUUCCAUAUCUCAAAAGCUAAAAAAGAACCCUUAUAGGAUCACGUGUGGCUAUCUGUCAAUCCAUCUGUUACAACCGAUUUGCUCCGAAACUACUGGACCGAUUGAUUGAAUUGUAAUUUGGCAAAAAUACUUUCAACAUUUAUCAUGUACACAAUAUUAAAUUUUAAAAUUUUCGUAAAUAACGUCCCAAAUAACCAUAAAGCGACACCCAUAUUAAUAUUUAGUAAUUUCAACCCCAUCGCACCCCAACAGGGGAUGUGUAUUUCACGUCCACCUCGUUAGAUUUUACAAUCGUUGUUAUUUUCGUAAUCAGCGACCCGAUAAACCAUAGAAAUAAUACCCAUGUUGAUUUUUAGACUUCGUCACCAUAUUUUCCCCUUUUAGGGGUUGAAAUCUCAAAACCUGAAACACGUGUUUACUCAUUUACCGUUAGGAAUACUCUUGUAAAGUUUCGAAUAAAAUAGUCUAACUAAUCUUGUUUCCCCAUACAAACUUUGGACCUCCAUUUUACCCCCUUAGGGGGUGAAAAUUGAAAAAUCCUUUCUUAGUGCACCUCUAGACCUUCGAAAGAACCUACGUGCCAAACUUGGGAUCUCUAGAACCAGCGGUUUAGGCUGUGCGUUGAUAUGUCAGUCAGUCAGUUUCUUCUUUUAUAUAUUUAGAUUUGUCUUGGCUAGUUUUAAAGUAUAGGCUGUUAUAUUUGACUAUUACUUUUCUAAAAUUUGGUUUGUUGUUAAAAACUAGCCAAGUCAAAUCCCUAUUCAGGAUUUUCUACACAGCACAGAACUUGGCACCCAUAUAGAUCUUAAAUCUUUUUUCGGCGAGUCAACAACUACGCAUAUUCUUAUGAUUGAACCUUGCUCUCAUUUCACAUAUUUGUGUUUUUGUUGGGAUUAAAAAUAACAUAAGUUUAUGGUUUAUAUUUUUUUAGAUUACAGCGCCGUCUUCAUUAAGCUUUUCGGAUUUACCCUCAUUGUGUCAGAGGUAGAACACCGGAAAAGUUUAAACGCACUCGCGUGGUCCCACGCCCCGUUUCGCACAAUACGAUUAUUCAUUGUUACCCGGGACAUUAGGAAACUCUUGCGCAUAUGGCAAAUAGAGAGCUACAUAAUUACUCUUAGGCAAAUAUAGUUUACUGUCCAAAUUUCAUCACCGACCUAUAUAGGUACGUAGGGUACCGAGAACUGGUAGGUAUACCCAGAUAACGUUUAAUUUAUUGAUCGUGCUGUUUGUUAGUAACACUUAUCUACCUCAUACCGUACCUAUUUAUAUAUUUACAGUAUGUAUGUUCAGUAUGCCUGCAUAGAAAUUUGUUGGUAGGGGGUCCGUUAUCCCUGCAGCUCACUGUACGCUUUUUACUUGAUCAGUAUUUCGAGUUUAAUUAUGUACUUAUGUUUAAUGUAUGCACGGCCAGUGUCGUGCGCCUUUGAGUUCAGGGCCGUUAUUCUUAUUAAUACCCAGGAAAUAGGAGUAUCCUUAGUCGAAUAACCAUCAUAAGGGAUCUCCCAUUACACAUAACUAUGAAGAGCCUCAGGGUAACUUAUACUGGUGCGCCUGAGAAGGGAGUUUGGCAGGCGUUACGAAGAACAGACAUACCGUGUAUAGUCGAACGACCUUCCUGCCUUAAAUGUUUUUUUUUUUAAUUUUGCUCAGUUCGUAACCAAAAACAAGUGUAACCGGACAUUAUUCUUGCUGUUUCAAUAUGGCUCGCGACGAGUUUUCCAACUGCGAAUCGGAUAUACGGUUGGAGGGAAAAGUAGCCCUCGUGACAGGAGCAACGUCCGGCACUGGGCUGGAAGUGGCCAAGAACUUGGCCAAACGAGGGGCCAAGGUCAUCAUAGCCAGUCGAAACCCUGCCAAGUUGGCAGACGCGAGGAAUAUAAUUACAAACGCGGCAAAACACAAGAACGUUGUCGCCAGAACCUUGGAUUUUGAGUCACUGACGUCUGUGAGGACAUUUGUACAUGAGACAAUGAUGCAAGAGCCAAAGUUGGACAUUUUAAUUAAUAACAUUGGUGCCAUUGGUCUGGAAGAUAGACUGACAGAAGAUGGCCUUCAGACUAUGAUGCAAGUUAACUAUUUUGGUUCGUUUCUGCUUACAUUUCUGUUAUUCCCACUUUUGAAGGCGUCUGCACCGAGUAGAGUGGUCAAUGUAUCCUCUCUUGCGUUGGUUCUUGGCUUUAUAGACUUCGAACACAUGAACGAUGUUGGCAAAUACACCAAUUUUCAAUAUUAUUGUAACGCUAAGCUAGGAAACAUACUCUUUACAGUGGAAAUGGAUAAGAGGAUCAAAGGCCAAGGCGUGAAUGUGUACAGUAUGGAUCCAGGACUAGGAAAGUCGGAAUUCUUCAGACAUCUGGAUAAUGAGGCUUUGAAGACGUUGUUGAAUGCUGGUUUGCAGCUGAUUGGGCGGCCGUUGGACAGGGUGGCCACAAUGCCGGUGUAUUUGGGGAUAGAUCCAAGGGUGGAAAACGACAGCGGAAAGCACUUUAGAGACUGUAUGCUGUUCUACAGUAGUUGGUUUGCGAAUAACACGGCAUUGACAAGCAACUUAUGGGAGGAAACGAAGCGACUGGUCGGAAUUACGGAAGAAGAAGAUUGGGAGAGACAGAAAUUGUGAAAUUUAAUUUGGAAGACGGUAGUUAACUUGUGAAAAGUCCUGAUCCAUCAAAAAAAUGUUGCUUAUUUUUAAUGGAUUGUUUGUUUGUGUGAGUUUAAGCGAAAUUAGCGAAAAUAUAAUAAUAUAUUUCGUAAAUUGGUUUUUAUGUUACAGGUCUAGUUCACUUUAGUCAAGACUAGCGUCUGUCCCUCAAGUAAAUAAGUUGAAUACCGCUUAAGAGUCCCCGGCAAGCUCGGCCGAUUUUCACCUUCCAAUACAAACGGAGUUUCGUUCUCAUUUUAAAACUACGUGUUGUAUUGUAAUUAAACUUUACACAUACAAUAACAUUAGGUAAGUAUAUGUAUGGCUGAAAUUAGUUUAAAGUGCUCCACCUUAUAAAACAAACGAAAUAGAGCAAUAACAAGUUUGUAUGAAAUUUUAAAUUCGCUGUAUCUUUUAACUGUGGUAUCUGAGGCUACAUAAACUAAUUACAGCCCUAGAUCUAUCUUAUCCUACUGUAAGUACAAAGUUUCAGACCAAUCUAGCUAGUCGUUUUAAAAUGAGAGCGAAGCUACGUUUGUCUGGAGAACCGAGCUUGCUGGGGACCCUUAACUAUAACAUAUUUCGAUCCAUUAUGAGGAUCUCCAACAGUAAUAACACUCAUGUAAGUACGUGAGUGACCAAUAGAUUCCGCCGAAACUAACUUUGAUAGAACAAAGACCGACUUGAAUUGAACAAAGUGAGGAGUGUCAUUAUAAACGUCAUAUUUUCAUAGAAAUUUAACAUUAAUAAUGACACAACCAUACUUUGGCAUUUCAAAUGUCGUAUAGAGUUCGCUUGAUCUAUCUAUAUUUCAAUAUGUCCAAGUUUCACGAGUUUUCUAGGUAAAAAAUACGAAUAUUAGCUAAGCUCACGCGGUAGUAUUUAUUUCACGGGGGCAGUAUUUGAGCAUCUCGCGCUCGCACUCGCUUCCGUGUUACUUACGUAAACAUACACAGUGGCCUAAGGCAUGAGAGACCGCGAUGGUGGCAUACGAGCACACGGCUGUCUUGAUGGUUAGUUAUUAAGCUAGUAAAAAUACAUGUAGUUCAUUCUAAAUUUAUUUUGUAAGUAUGCAUGGAAAUAAAUUAAUAUUUGUAUGCUUUCUUUAGCUGUCAAAAAUGUUCUAUAAAAAAAAUAGUUCCAGUGCUGAGGGAAUUAAAGACCCGAGUUUGCAAUAUUCUUGCCCACGGAGUUACACACAAACAUGUUUUUCAUCACACUUGCGAAGAUGAAACUAAGUUUUAAGCGAAUAAUACGGUGACAUAUCAAACAAUCGUCCGCCAUUUUGUUAUUUCUUGACAGGUUGGGCAAUAUAGACCUAUUCGACAUUCAGCCACGAUUGAAAACUGUGUAAAAAUAUUUAGUUAAAUUAAUCAAAUUAAAUAAUUUUAAACACACACAAAAUAUUAAGUUAUAAACGUCAGUAUUUUAAAAGUAAAACUCAUUCACUCCCUAGGGAGUUAUAGCUUUUUUUCACAAUCCACUGUUACCGCGGGAACAAAAUACGAGUAUAUCUUUGUCCUUCAGUACACCUGCAUUAAAUAAGAUCUUUUUCGAGCAAGUGUAAUAUAAAAUAUUUUAAAUUAAAAAUCAAAAAAAGGUUUUUACCAACAUUUAUUCUCUUAUAUUCUUUACUAAACUUCUAUAAUCAAAUCUGCAAGUUUGUAAAAUUUGACCCUCAUCCCAUUUUAUUGUAUCUAUAAAAUGAGCCAAUGAGAGAUAGAAGGUCAGAUCUCCCUAUCAGUUUAACGUUUAAGUCCACCUGAAUGAAGAAUACUUAGGCAUCUAGUCGUAUGUAACAAAAAUGCUGUAGUAAAAAUAAGCCAUCACCACAAUUUUUUUGGAAUAUUUAAAUACGACCAUUAUUUUUAUUAUGACCUGGCAAA